AAGUAAACUUUAGUAUUCCGAAAGGUUUGUUUAUUAUUAGAAAUUCACGGGUACCCAUUCGUAAUUUUCAAUCCAAUCUGCGAAAACCGUGCGUUUUCAUUCGUGAAAGUGGGUGCAAAUGAUCUAGGCAUUGUGUUAGGUAAAUUUCAAUAACAAUGUCGGAGCUUAGUGAAGCAAUGCUCAGCAAGCUGUCAACCCCGGAACGACAGAAGCUCAACCACCAGUUGCGACAGGCACAAGUCAAGAAAUAUCUCACCUUCAUCAAAUCAGAGAGAGAGAACAAUAAAGGGAGUAUCAAACGACAAAGAAAACCAAACAAGAAAAAGACCUGUGUCAAGUUCGGAGACAAUCUCCUGCUGCAGGAUGCUGUUCAAAACUUUGAUGACAGGGAAGUUCUAAGACUCAUUAAUAAGGGGAGUGAUGUGAAUUACAGUACUGGAAACAACACUUCACUACUACAUAAGAGUGUCAGUGAGGACAACUUGACGACAGCAGAGUUACUUUUGGCACACGGUGCCGACGCAAACGCCCUGGAUGAUGAUGGAUGGUCUCCCCUUCAUCAGGCAUGCUCGUGUGAACUCCCAGAGAUGGCACAACUAAUCCUCAACAAUGGAGCUGACCCUACAGCAUUAGAUGUGGACGGGUUUUUCCCUUCGGACCUGGCACCCGACGGGUCAGAGACCCAGCAGGUUGUACUUAAACAUAUGGAGAAAAUAGGAAUCACCGCUGACCAGAAGAAAGAGCUACAACUGAAUACACCCAGACAGAUGUUUUCUGAUGUCCAGCUUCUACUGACCACGGGCAGUGUCCUCAACGCACCAUCAGACCUCGGAAUCACCCUGCUACACAUUGCCUGCGCUAAUGGAUUCAAGAAGGUUGUCCGUCUGUUGUUGAAGAAGUACGUUAAUGUUGACGCACAAGAAAAUAUGGGCUGGACUUCACUUCACGUUGCUGCUCGGUAUAACCAGAUGGACAUAUUAAAACUACUGUUGAAGGCUGGAGCCGAUCCUAACUUAGUCGACGUUGAAGGCAAUAAGGCUUCGGCGGUCACAAACUCAACUGAUAUACAAGCUCUUCUGAUGAAAGCUGAGAGAAAGAGCGGGGCAAAAUUACGAGACUCUGAGAUCGGUCCAUUAGAAGGAGAUGAUGGCAUAUAUGAUCAAAAAGAUGGACCUGGAAAGGAUGAAACGGGUGUUGGUGGCCUUGUCAGAAUUAACAGUAAAACAGUCAAAACCAAGCACACCACCCUGGCUAGGGAGGACGGACUCUCAGAGGCCCGCACACGAUUGGAGUUCCUUGAAGGGGGGAUUGGCUCCAAACCUGCAGCAAAACAGGGAGGCUCUGGCAGUAAGCCAGAUACCAAGUCCUUCAAUGAGGAGGAGGAUGUCUACGAGGAAAUCUACAUCACAAAGAUCUGGCGAGGAUCGGACAACAAACUGGGGAUUUUACCAGAAGUGACCAAAACAGAUAAUUUAACAGAACUAGCAGAAAUUACUGAAAGUAUAGUUUUGAAGGAAAUACAGCAGAGAUUUUCCAAAAGCCAAAUCUAUACAUUCAUAGGUGACGUGCUAAUUGCAGUAAACCCAUUCCAGGAGAUGUCCUGUUACUCCAAGUCUAUUUCUGCAAAAUAUCACAAAGAACGGGAGCAGUUACCGCCCCAUGUGUAUGCAGUGGCAGAGAGGGCGCACCAGUGCCUGAUGCGAGACCGGGCGGCCCAGUGUUGUGUGAUCAGUGGAGAGAGCGGAGCUGGAAAGACAGAAACAUGUAAAUUCCUGGUGCAGCAUCUGUCACGCAUCGCUGGUAGUGAUGAGAGCAGUCUCAACAGUAAAAUCAACCAGGGAAACGCUGUCCUAGAAGCCUUCGGGAACGCUAAAACAGUCAUCAAUUCUAACUCCAGUAGAUAUGCCAAGUACAUAGAGCUGCACUUCAACGACCUUGGCAAGAUCAUGGGAGCAAAACUGACGGAAUAUCUUUUGGAGAAAUCCCGAGUGGUGUUCCAGAACGAAGGCGAAUGCAACUACCACAUAUUCUAUUGGAUGUUUUCGGGUCUCACACCUGAGGAGUCCCAUUUCCUCAAACUCCAAUCAAUCACUGCUCACAGAUACAUGCGUCACAAAGGAAUCGACCCCGAUUCCCUUGUCAACUCUGAGAACCGGGAGAAAUUUCUGGAGCUGAAAGAAUGUCUCAAGUUCAUUGGAUUUACUCAAGACGACAUGGAGAAUAUCUUGCUGAUGUUGUCGACCGUCCUUCACCUUGGUGACAUUACAUUUACGACGGGAGGCAUGAACGACAUGGCCGUCAUCACUAACUCUGGACAGGUCCAGCUGGUGUCUGAGUUGCUGAAGGUCUCUGCCGAGGAGCUUGGGUCAUCGUUUGUAUGUGACUACACUGUAACUAGGGGAGAACAGAUUCGGAAGGAGCGCACUCUUCAACAGGCCAGAGACUGUCGCGACGCUCUGGCAAAAGCUAUUUAUAGCCGAAUGUUUAGUUGGAUUGUCAAUGGUAUCAAUCAGAUGAUUCAAUCCAUUGUUCCAAGAGAGGAUCCACUACUUGUUGGGAUUUUGGACAUUUUCGGAUUUGAAAAUUUUGCCAAGAACAGUUUUGAACAGGUGUGUAUAAAUUUGGCCAAUGAACAGAUGCAGAAUUACACCAAUGAGCACAUCUUUUACAAGGAGCAACAGGACUGUCUGCAAGAAGGCGUCCCAUUGGUGGAUUUUGAUUACAAGAAUAACCAAUCAGUCCUGGACACCUUCUUUGAGAGACACACUGGGAUCUUGGCAAUUCUGGAUGAGGAGAGUUCCUUCCCCAAGGCAACAGACCGUUCCCUAGCAACCAAGCUUCAUCAGGGUCCAGGAAAAAAGUAUCGAGAUGUGUACAAGUCACCUAAAGAUAUGGGAGCGGUAUUCACGGUCGUCCAUUACGCUGGUGCUGUGGUCUACAGCCUGCUGGGCUUCCUGGACAAGAACCGGGACACUCUACCCAACGCCGUCACUUACACAUUGAAAACAAGUGAGAGCCUGCUCAUCAAGGACCUGUUUCAGUCCCGUGUCACCAGGACGGGGUCCCUGGCACCCAGUGCCCGGCAACAGAGGUCACGCAGGGUUACAACAAACAAGUCUCCGUUUGAAUUCUUCAAGAAAAUGAAAGGAGGGAAAACUGACAAGAAACCCAAAGGUGCAAUGAUGUCUGUUGAGAGAAAGGGACCGGCUACCAUGGCGUACCACUUCAAGAAUUCUCUGAAUGAUCUGAUGGCCAAGAUCCAUUCAGCCAAACCUCAAAUCAUCCGGUGUAUACGUCCUAACACUACCAAGACGGCCAUGUUGUUCGUCCCAGAGUACGCCCUUGCCCAGCUGCGCUAUACCGGAAUCGCUGAGACAAUCAAAAUUAAAAAGUUUGGUUAUUCCAUGAGAAUCAAGUUCCAUGACUUCUUACUGAGGUACCACACCCUGGCAGUCUGUCUGCUGGAACAACACAGCAUGAUACCAGACCUGGACAAAUGUAAGCAUAUCUUACAGUGGUGUCAACUGUCAGAGGCCAAGGACAAGUACAAGAUCGGGAAAUCCAGGCUAUUCAUGUGCGAGCGACACUGUACCCGUCUGGAGGAGGGGGAGGUAACUCUCAUCGGGAGAGUGACUUUGGCACAAGCAGUUGUGCGUGGAUUCCUUGCCAGGAGAAAUUUCAAAACCCGCAAAAUACAAAUUCAGCAAAAACAGGAAAUGGAAGUUUCCACCUUCUGCCACCAGAUGGCUCUCCAUCAGGAUCAGUUGUUGGCAUGGUUACAAGUUACAAACACUGAGGAUGAUAAAAGACUGCAACAGAAGCUGAAAAGUGAUGAGGUUCAGGAGAUCUGUAAAUCCCUCGAUGCCUUGGACGACCUACUUGAUGUGUAUGAUGACUACGUUCCAGAGGUAGAGCAGGAGGAUGUUUUCACAGACAAAGAUCUCGAUGACUACGAUUUUGUAUAUCCAAGGCCUGAACAAGCUGAAGGCGACAACGAGGACGAUAUGAAUGGUCAUGUACAGUAUCGGGGCCUGCCUCCCCCUCCUCAUGGGGAUUUCAUCUGUGAUUCAGGAAACCCGCCUCCCUGUCCAAGGGACCUGUACUCACAAUCACAGAUCUAUGACACAAUACCAGCCAAUCAGGGGGAGUAUGGGAGUCAGAGACGCACUGUCCCAGCGCCGGCACCACCAAGGCGGAGUCCUAGUACGCGACUAAGUACUGGCAGCAGGACCUCCUCUUCCUCGAGUGGGAUUUACGAUGAUACAGCGCUGUACAUGGACGACGGCCAUCACAGUCCCCAGCAUCAGCCACAGCCACCCCACCCACCAAUCAACAUCCCACCCCUGCAGAUGUCGCCCCGGUUACAAAAGAAAAUGGUGGCCAGUCCCUUGGUCAGUCCUCGUAGUCCAAGCCAUCAGAACCCAAACAAGCCGUUCUCUUACAUAGUGAAUCUGCCAGGGUCACCGAAAACUCACCGUAGGUCAAGUGAUGGAAAGUAUUACGAUGUUCCCGAUGUGUCACCACCUGGCGAUCCUACAUAUGAGCCAAUCGGACAACCUCAUCCAUAUUCACUGGUCGAAAAGCAUAAGGCUACAAGUAGUGGGCAGUAUGGUGCUCCAGCUUCACCGGGUCACCAAAGUCCAAGCGUUUACAGUCAAGGUCAUCCCGCGACUCCUGCAUCACCAGGUCACCAAAGUCAAGGUUACUACGGCCAAAGUCAAGGACAUCCUGCCAGCAAUGGUGGUCAGUAUGGUGCUCCAGCAUCACCAGGUCAUCAAGGUCAAGGCUAUUAUGGACAAGGUCAAGGACAUACACACACACCCCAAGGUCAACACCAUGGACAGCUGCCAGCUAUGCAACAGCCCCAAUAUUCACCUUCACACAGAACUGCAUCGCCUCCUCCAUUGCCAAAAGUUGGCCCGGGGUCAGCCCCACAUAGCCCAAGCUUACAGAGACAAUCUUCUCUCACGAGAAAAAAUGAAAAGGUGUCUUCCCCAGUAAUGCCACGCAAAUCAGCAGACCCACGGGUUGUUACCCCGGACCCUGGUGCUAUGUCUGAAAGUCAAAGGUCUGGGCUUGGCCCGCCCAGCUUCCCUGCUCCACCUCCUCCAUUACCUGUGGCAGCACGGUUUGUGGCGGCAACUUUGGAAAAUAAUCGUCCGCCUUCCCCACCGUUACCCCCACCCCCUCCAGAAAUGAUAUCAGAUUCCUCUCCACAUAACACACCACACAAAGUUCCCCCACCCGUUGUUCCAACCACAGUUCCCAAAGUGGCAAACCCACCCCCACCUCCACCUCCACCAAUAUCAAAGAUUCCUGGAAGACCCCAAAUUUCUUCUUUUGAAAUUGGGAAAAAACAAUCCAAAGGAGAUGACUCACACGACCAAGGCAAUAAGAAGCAGCAUACGAUGCCUCUCCCUGGUCAGGCGGCCGUUAUCAGACCGAAACAACAGAAACAGCAGCAGUUACAGAGCAAGAACCUUGUUGAGGAGCUCAGCAAGGUUACUUUACGAACGGUUCAGCAGACAAGUGUUCAACAACCUGAACCACAGCCAGUCCUAGAGGAACCGAGGGUUAAACCCUCUCCACCCAAACCUCCAGAAAAGACAAACCCUCCAUCAGGAAAGGAGGCAGAACCUGCUGCAGUAUUUUUACCCAAAUUGAAAUCAACAGGUGCCAAGCCAUGGGACAAAGAUGUGCCCACAGGUCAGAACGUGCCACACCCACAAAUGGAAGAUGACGACCUCCCCCCUCCUCCGCCACCACCCAUGGAUGAUGACUUCCUGCCCCCUCCUCCCCCACCCCCAGGGAUCACCCCAAACAUGGAGCUUUACCAGACUGGGGGUCAACAGAGAUACAAAAAAGACUCGAGUCCUGAUCCAGAGCGAAAACCAGACUCUGGCAUAGGUAGCAACUCCAGUCUUUCCAGUAUGGAAAUAGACUUGGACGAUAUAGACUUCAGUCAAAUUCCAGGGUACACCCCAAUCAAUUCCUCAGUACCUAACUGGAAGAAAGAUAUGGUGGAAAAGAAAAAUAGAGAAAAAUUAGAUGAAUAUUUGAAUGAAAUAAGAAGACGGAAAGCUGAAGAAGAAAAAUGGAAAAAUGUACCAGAGUGGAAGAGAAAAUUAUUAGUUGAAAAAGACAAAUUGAAAAGGGAAGAGGAUGAAAUGAAAACAACUGCAGCAUUAAGGGAACAAGAAGAACGGAGAAGAAAAGCAAAAGAGAAAAAGAAGGUUCGGAUUCUGUCCGAUGCCGAGAUCUUGGAAAGAACAAAUGCAAAGAUCAGCCCAGAACCACCUAUCACUCCGGUUAAGGAGGUGAGGCCUAUUGUUGCGUCACCAGAAAAGGAGGUCAAGGUCGUUAGGCCUAGCUCUAACAUCAUCAGUCCAGAUCCUCCUCCUCCACCUCCACCAGUUACACCGGUAAAGGAGAAAAAGACGCCCAUUGUUUCACCUGAUGGAAUUCAAAAGGAAGAUGAACAGAGAAGGAAAGAAGAGAGGAAGCAACAGAUAGAAGAAGAAAAGAUAGAUGAAGAAGAGUUGGCUGCCUUGCCAGCAUGGAAACGGGAAAUCAUGGCUAAACGAGGAGGUGCGCUUCGUAACUGGGGUGAUGAGCGCGAGGAAGAGAACGAAGCCCCACAGGAACAAUGAGAUUACAUAAUGUCAAAUAUAUAAAAAACGGUUUAUAGCUUCAGCCACUGAUGUUGUUACUUUGAAGAGUCGUGUUUGAAAUACUGUGACAAACGUAUACAUGUGUGUACGGUUACAAGGUGGAGACGGUUUGAGGCAGUAGCAAUGUUGACCAUCGGAAGGUUUCACAUUGAUGGUGUAAAGGUUUAACUCUGGGGUCGCUUGAAGAUUGGCGUUUAGUGAGAAACAUCAUUAAUCAAAUAACAAGAAGUGUAUGGUCACACAGAAUGAUAUCCGUGCAACUUUGCAUACAAGAUCACCUAAGUCGGAAGUGCUUGUAACGCGCCAAUUCAUGAAGUUGUUCUACAGGCUUACAAUACAUUUUACAUUCACACAUUUGCUUCGGUGGAGUAGUUGUGACCAAUUGAAAUCUUCAUCAUAGUUAUUAAAUAAGGCUAUUAUAUAUCCUAUGCUCUUUUAGAAUACAGUUCUGCUUUGCCAAUUCACAGAAAAUUGUACCAACGUCAGUAAACCUGAUGAACAAAGUUUAUGUAUAAAUCACUAUAUACGGUGUACAACAUGUGAGGGGUAUAAGUCUGUCUUGUUUUCUGUCAUUUUUAUGUCUAUAAGUUAACCCAUUUACCCCUAAAAUCACAUUUGAACCUUACCAAAUCAAAGACUGGGCAAGUCCAGUUAAUAAAUGUAGGGGUGAAUGGGUUAGAGAAAAAAGACAUGAGAACUUCAUUGAGACUAUCGUAUUACUAGAGUGUUAUAAUGGCUUCUAUAAGAGGGCAGUACCAACAACAGUGGCUUGUAGUCAGUGUCAUUCAAAUUUAUUUUUGUAAAAAUGUGUGGAUGGUUUAGAUCUAUGGCAUUCAAAUAAUUAAAACGUAUCAAAUGUUACCGUUUCGUAGAAAAAAAUAAUUGAAGUGAGAGGAACCGCUUCUGUAUGAAGUAACGGUUCAGUAUCAUGUAACAAGAGGUUAAUGGUUCCUUAAUGUAACAGUUAUUUAUAAGAGAUCAGUUAUUUAUGAGGACAUCUUUCAUUAUGAGGUCAGAGUUCAGUAUGGUGUAACAGUUCCAUUUAAGGAUCCCCGUACCACUGCCAAAAACUGUAACUUUGCACCGGAAACUUUUUCCCGCAUGACUAUAGCUUUGAAAAUUCAUUACUAAAAAUAAAACCAUACCUCGCGAGACUAGCUGUUACGAAAAAAAUAAUACAGAUGAAAUAAGCAAAAUAUAAUCAAUUUCAAUGUUCUGAGUGAAAACAAUCAGCAGAGCUAGACCGGGGUUCGAACCUUGGACUUCAGAUCGCUAUACUAUCGUUCUAACUGAUUUAGCUACCUGGUCAGUUGAAGUGCCCUGGCCCAAUAGAUAUUACAAAAUGAAAUUAAGGGGAGGUAACUGCAUAUUUACAAAAACAUCACAGUGCAGUGGGACAGUGAUCCUUAAGUUCUAUGAGGUGUAAUGUCAGCACAUGUUGAGUCUGGAAUGUUGUCCAAGUCGUAUUGAUUGUCGACUUUACUGUUGUAGAUUUACAUACUUUAGGUGGAUGAUGUUACUUAGACUACUUGAAAGAUAUUUUGUCAGGUAAUUCUUGAAAAAAAUAAGCCAUGUACGUAUAGCGAAGAUUAGCAUUGCUAUUUUAUAUGUCGCGUAACAACGUCACUUCAAUGAAUUUUUGUAUGUAUUUAUGUUAUGGACGCAACGCUUUUUAUUUGUGAUAUUUUUGCUUUGAUAUUUAUCCUGAAGGUCUGUUGUACAUAUUGUUUAUAUACCAGCUGUAUGAUUCUCAUACCUAGGUUUUUAAAACAAUGAAAACAGAUGUAUGUACAACUCGUGUAGGGUCCUAAUUAACAUAAACAGUAUUAAUUUGAUAAAGGAAGUAACCAGAUAUAUCCUGUGUAAUUGUAUAAUACUGCUACUUAUUGAAUUGAAUGGAUGUUUCAAUUUUAAUACUCAACGAUUCCUAGGAGGAUGUAUUGUUCAUUUUAUACAUGUAUAUUUCUUCCUACGGUUUAAAUAGAAUCCACAAUAUUGCUAUGAUUCAACAUUAUAUAUGUUAAGUCCAACUUAUUCGUCAACAUUGUACUACAGGGGUUACCCUGACUUGCACUCUCUUCACCCCUGAAAUAUGUCCUUACAAUAUCGAAGGCUCUGUGUGCGCCACCUUGUUGAUGCGACAACAAGACUAGUUGUCUUGGUCUGGUAACGGCAAAAUUGACUGGCUUUGAAGUCGGAUGACGCUCUUCUGUAAUCUUCAAAGGACAGGUUUCAGCCUAGCGAUAGGUCCAGGGUUUUUUACCCGAGACCAAUCAAAUAGCUAACUUUGUGCCUUCAAUUUUGCUAUGACAGAUUCCAGGGCUGCAGAGAGCUGAAGUGAGCGUAACCCUUGGAGUUUCGGGGCUGACAUUGUAAUAGCUCAAGUUAACGGUGAUGAUGAUAUUUUCUCAAGGUGCAACACACGUUUAAAGUGUAAAUUAAACUCAAAAGACAUUUUUUUUCAGUAGAAACAACAAUCAAUUACUCUUUUGUAUGACAAAUAUUUCAUGGAGGAAACUGCAAGCAGUACAUCAUGUGUACAAUUCAAUGUAUAUUCAUCCCGUGUUGUAAUUGUCCCAUCAUCAUCAGAUAUCCAUGCCGUUUCAUGAAUGCAUACAAUAGGGUGCUAUGUUUGUGGCUUUUGAUAUACUUUUGUGUUUCAGAACUGCUUUUUGAAAAAUAGAAUUUCUUAUAUAUACAGCGCCAUACAGAACUAUACCUGAGAUUAAUUUGAUUUUCACUUCCUUCAUUUCUAAAAAAUUUAUGAAGAUGCUGAAGCUGAGGUUAGAAGUCGGUUAAUAUUUUUACAUGCCAGUAAUUGCGUUACGAAUAGUGUUAUUACAUUUUUGAUACUUUCUAUCGCAGGAACUUUAAUGAUUGGUGACGAUAUUUACAUAUUCAAUACACAAGAGAUUAAUUAUUGUCAAUCACUUUUUUUAGCUAUAGAUAUGAUGCAUUUAUGAGCUACUGUGUACGCAACGUUGCCGACACUUGAAAAUGUGUAGGAGUAGUGCGUUUCCGGAAAUGAAAAUCCACAAAUUUAUUUCUUCUUUCUCUACCUUGAACAAGAGAGUGGAUUAGAUCACAAGAUAUUUAUUUUUAAAAGGCCAGUGUCUAAAGUAAAUGACACAUUUGUUCUGAUAAACGGACAUUUAGCAGGAUAAAAGGGUAAGGCUUACAAUAUAUGAUAAGGUACGUUCUAUAACUUUAUACUCAUUUUAUGGCGAUAUUCUAGAAAAUGGUCAUGAGUAUAUAAAUUAUAUCCAAGGAUCGCCGUACCACUGCCAAAAAACUGUAUAGAAGUAUUGGGAAAUAUUUUUCCUGGCAUGACUAUAGCUUUGAUAAAUCAUUUCUGAAAAGAAAAAAUACCUUUGGUUUACCAUACCGAGACUUUUAUGAGAAACAGUAUAGGAUGAAAUAAACAAAAUAUAAUCAACAACAGUGUUCUGAGUGUGAAAAAACACUGCAGGAUUUGAACCCUGAACUUGAGACUGCUGACCUACGGCUCUGACCUAUUGAGCGUCCUGAUGGACAGUAGUGUCCUGACCCAAAUCUGCUACAGUUAUAUCCAGACAGAAGUAAAGGGGAGGUUACUGUGUAUAGGAAAAACGGCAGUGCAGUGGGACAGGGAUCAGGAAACUAUGUAGACGAUUCUGAAUAUGACUUUUAAUAAGAGAAUUUUUAGUGUUAAGACAAUCUUAAGAGGAAGUGUGCAAUGUGCAUAUAAUGCAUGUACCCAGGUACACAGUUGAUAUUGGAUAGCUACGAGUGAUCAUGUUAUCAAUACAGGAUAUAAUUGUACAUGUGUGGUAGCGUUACACUCUCCUACAGAACUUUACAAUUUUUCCUGGGUUUUUUUCUUUGUUGUCAUGUAUUUAAGACUUCGGUAUUAUUCAUAUAUAUAAUGUAUAUUACCAGCUUUUUAUGGCUUUAUUCAAAAGAAAGCAAUGCAUUGCCGUGUAUUACUAAUUUAUUCUUUUGUAUUCAUGAAUACUUUUUUGUUUCCAAUUCUUUAUGGAAAUAUGUAUAACUAUACACUGUUUACUUGUGAAGAUAUUAAUAUUUCUGGAUUAUAUCUGUAAUGACGAUUUUUUUGAAGUGUAAAAUAUCAAUUUUUUAUCAAUUUUUAGCAAGUGACAUUAAUUUUUAUUAACUUAAUUACAAAAGUCUGUUUUAUGUGUAAAUGAAUGUAUUCACAAAAUUGACCAGAUAAAACUGGUCUUGAGGUUUCCAGUUAAAGGCAUAUGCUACCCUACGGCAACAUGUAUUUCCUUUUCAAAAGAGUUCUGCACACAUUACGAAACCUGUAAACGAAUUUACAAGGAAUAGAAAAUCCUGGUUUAUUACUUAAUGACACAUUUUAUGUUAACAUAAAUGCAUGCAUUUGUGAUAUUCAAAAUCAGAAAUCACCAUGAAACCACUGUAAAACCUUGAAAUACUGCCACCAUUUAGCGUCAUAAAAGGUUUUGACGAUAUAUGGAGAGGUAGAAAGAAAUCAUCAAGAAAAAGGAAAAACCUUGAAAUUUAUGGUGAUGAGAACAUGGAAAAUGAAACAGGAAUAUUAUAUACAGGUUUUAAUGCAGAUUACUCUAUAAAGGAAACUAUAUAUAUAAUACGUUCUAUAGCAUACAUCCUUAAAUGGGAUUUAUCGAAUGGGUACGCUUUUUACAUUAAAUAAAUACUAGUAGUUGUACAGUGGUGUUGUUUCUGCAAAUGGAGACGUCUCACCACUGAAUUGUAAUCAAUCCCUAUAUAGCUACCUGCAGUUAAAUGUGAUCAUUUAAUGACAUCAUAGUUGAUCCAUUCAAUAACAGGAGAUGUGAAUUUGGUUUUAUACGGUUCUAUAUAUAUAUAAAAGGAGUUUUAAUGAACAAAAAAUUCAAAUAUAUUUCCCUACUACUUAGUAUCAUGUUUGGAUCAAGUAUAAUUUUAUUUCAUACCUGAACUGCAUGGUUUAGAGAUCUGCAUAGCUAUUGCAAUUUACUUCGAUAAUUUCUGUUCCAUUCACCCCUGAAAUUUUAUAAUGAACUAUUCCAACUUUUGAAUUGGAAGAGUUCAAAUGUGUCUUCAGGGGUGAAUGAGUUAAGGCAAUCAAGUUACUCAUUAAUGUACAUCUGAGAAAAGCUUCUUACUACUGACAGUGAAUCACUCGUCACUGUACAACUAUUGGCGCAUUUAGGUCAGUCAGGGCGUUCUAUAUUAGUAUAGUUCCCGUACUCGUGUAGCUGUUGAAGUAAAUGAGAGAUGGCGUCGUCUCUGUGCACGGAUGCCCAUGAUGCAUUUUCGUAAAUAAACAAAAUCCAUUAGAAA
Molecule: messenger RNA, 11981 nt
Organism: Mizuhopecten yessoensis (Yesso scallop)
Lineage: Eukaryota; Metazoa; Mollusca; Bivalvia; Pectinida; Pectinidae
Product: unconventional myosin-XVI-like
Exons: 43
Coding region: 156-6650 (2164 amino acids)
Cellular component (GO): myosin complex
Molecular function (GO): cytoskeletal motor activity; protein binding; ATP binding
Source: RefSeq, a predicted model, not a curated record